This is a messenger RNA of Micromonas commoda, 2113 nucleotides long. RefSeq names its product ammonium transporter channel family. Gene Ontology annotation, cellular component: membrane. NCBI's taxonomy places the organism in Eukaryota, Viridiplantae, Chlorophyta, Mamiellophyceae, Mamiellales, Mamiellaceae. Gene Ontology annotation, molecular function: ammonium channel activity. The transcript is spliced from 2 exons. The record is from RefSeq and is a predicted model, not a curated record. The coding region runs from base 1 to 1905 and encodes 634 amino acids. Gene Ontology annotation, biological process: ammonium homeostasis; ammonium transmembrane transport.
AUGAAGGGGCACGCGACCCUUGACAUAGACGUCAGGACAAUUCCAACCGGUUUGGUUCAUGUACCAAAAGUAUGCGUCCUUAUAUGGUAUCAUGACCAAAUGAAAAAAAAGAGAUCACGUCCCGCGCCUUUUCACAACGACCAGAGGCGAAAAACCCACGUUUUCAACCGCGUUUCUGGCACCUCGAAUGUCACUUUUCGCAGCGCUCGCACGCCGAGUCGCGACACAGAUAAGUACUUCCACCAUGUCUUCCUGAUCCGCGUCCGUGCGCUCGAAUCGACCGCUCUCCGCCGCGUAUGCGGCGAGAACAUCGAUCGUCCGAGCGUCGAUGCGCGGAUUUUGGGCGUCCGCGCCCUGGAUCUGCCCGGAGAACCGGCGCACUCGCGUCCUUUCCGGCCCGAAUUCGAAGGUCCGGAUCCAAAACCCGAAAACCCGAAAAACUCACGCGCGUCGUUUCCGCUUCCGCUCCUCCUCGCAGUCGACGUCCUUUGCAAGGUCGGUCCCGAGCGCCGCGGCCUGGCCGCCACCACCGUGGCGGAAUUAAGCGCGGAAGUAGCCACCGCGGUCGGCUUGAUCCAUGGCUCCCAGGACAUCUCCUACAUGCUCAUCUCCGGCUUCUUCGUCUUCUUCAUGCAGGCUGGCUUCGCCAUGCUCUGCGCGGGCUCCGUCCGCUCCAAGAACGUCAUGAACAUCCUCAUCAAGAACGUUCUCGACGCUUGCAUCGGAUGCCUCGCCUACUUCUGCUUCGGCUACGCCAUCUCUUACGGCACCAAAAACUCCAAUUCCUUCUCCGGCGAGUUCGCCGGCGAGGGCUGGUUCUUCCUCGCCAAGGGCGACCACGACGCCGCCUUCGAUACCUGGCACGUCUUCUUCUUCCAGUGGGCGUUCACCGCCGCCGCCGCGACCAUCACCUCCGGCGCCAUGGCCGAGCGCACCGCGUUCCAGGCCUACAUCGCCUACUCCAUCGUCCUCUCCGGCUUCGUCUACCCCGUCGUCGUCCACUGGAUCUGGGACACCGCGGGCUGGCUCUGCAACUGGAAGACUGACAAGGACGGCAACUCCGACCUCCUCAACGACGUCGGCAUGCACGAUUUCGCCGGCUCCGGCGUCGUGCACAUGACCGGCGGUAUCGCCGGUCUCAUGGGCGCCGCCAUCGUCGGUCCCCGCACCGGCCGCUUCGACGCCUCCGGCCGCCCCAUGGCCAUGCCCGGCCACAACGCCGCCCUCGUCGUCCUCGGCACCUUCAUCCUCUGGGUCGGCUGGUAUGGCUUCAACCCCGGCUCCGUCCUCAUGAUCCACGCCACGAACGCCGUCACCGUCGCCCGCGUGUGCGUCACCACCACCCUCGCCGCCGCCUCCGGUGGCAUCGGCGCCAUGAUCCUCAACUACUCCCUCUACAAGGUUUGGGACCUCGUCGCCGUGUGCAACGGCUGCCUCGCCGGCCUCGUGUCCAUCACCGCGGGUGCCUGCGUCCUCCAGCCCUGGUCCGCCAUCCUCGCCGGUUUCGUCGGCUCCGUCGUCCUCUGGGCCUCCUCCAAGCUCCUCCUCAAGCUCAGGAUCGACGAUCCCCUCGAGGCUUUCCCCGUUCACGGUGCCUGCGGCGCCUGGGGCGUCAUCGCCGUCGGCCUCUUCGCCGACCAGCAACUCCUCGGUGACUACAUGGGCAACGCCAAGGCUGACCAGAAGAUCUACGGCGCCUUCCUCGGCGGCGGCGGCAAGCUCCUCGGCAACCAGAUCCUCGGCAUCGUCGUCAUCACCCUCUGGGUCGGCACCACCAUCGGAGGCCUCUUCUUCGCCCUCAAGACCGUCGGCAUGCUCCGCGCCUCCGCGGAGGAGGAGGCGGCGGGUCUCGACGAGUCCAAGCACGGCGGCUCCGCGUACAACAUGGAGCCCUCCAAGGUUUAAAGCAAGUCGCCUCAACGCAGACGCGACGCCGAUUAAUUUAACGAGGCGCGAACGCACGCGGGAACCGCGGUGGACGCCGGCCCGCCACUCGAAAACGAACGUAAUAAGGCGGAGCGUUACCGCUCUGGUGCCCCGACGCGUCGGUCGUCAAAACUGUAAUUAGUCUAUUUUGUGGUUGUUAUACGAGAUACAUAUAAGCACACAUCAC